Messenger RNA from Phragmites australis (common reed), 847 nucleotides. Its product is annotated as SKP1-like protein 1B. Bases 227 to 763 code for a protein of 178 amino acids. The record is from RefSeq and is a predicted model, not a curated record. Gene Ontology annotation, biological process: SCF-dependent proteasomal ubiquitin-dependent protein catabolic process. The transcript has a single exon. Gene Ontology annotation, molecular function: cullin family protein binding. Gene Ontology annotation, cellular component: nucleus; cytoplasm. NCBI's taxonomy places the organism in Eukaryota, Viridiplantae, Streptophyta, Magnoliopsida, Poales, Poaceae.
GACAAUCGGGUUCCUCAUCGGAGUAGAAGCUCUGUUCCACGUCGGAGUAGUGAAGCAGUACAAUAAUUCUGCUCCGACUCCACGAUAUGUCCCUCCUCUCGUCCUAUAAAUCGAUCCAUAUGUGUGCUACUCGCCAAUUGCAAAUCAAUCUGAGGAGAUAGCACUUCGAUCCAUCACAAAGCCAGCGUUCCGGCGACCACGUACACGACCGAGGUAACAGCUAGCGAUGGCUUCCGACGGCACCGACCAAGGGAAGGGCGUGACCAUGAUCACGCUCAUCAGCUCGGACAACGAGUCGUUCGAGGUGCCGGAGGAGGCGGCGAACAUAUCACAGACCAUCCGCCACAUGAUCGAGGACGACUGCACCGACGGUGGCAUCCCGCUCCCCAACGUCACCGCCACGGUCCUCGCCAAGGUCCUCGAGUACUGCAUCAACCACGCUGCCGGAAAGUCCUCGAGCGCCGCCGCGAACUCCGAGACGGCGAGCUCCUCUAACGCGGCCUCGAGUUCCGACAAGGAGCGUCUGGCGACCUUCGACAAGGCGUUCAUGGACGUCGUUGACCUGGACAUGUUGUACGACCUCAUUCUGGCCGCCAACUACCUCGAGAUCAAGGGGCUACUGGACCUCGCUUGCCAGAAGGUCGCCGACAUUAUCAAGGGCAAGACGGUGGAGGAGAUCAGGAAGACGUUUGGGAUCAAGAACGACUUCACGUCCAACGAGGAGGAGGAGAUCCGCAGGGAAAACCAAUGGGCCUUCGAGUAGUAGCUAGAGGAGUUUAGCUAGCUUAAUUAGUUUCUUUUUUUUCGAUUUACCUUCAUUAGUUUGUUUAGGCAUGCUUAAGACUAU